This is a messenger RNA of Caenorhabditis elegans, 2649 nucleotides long. It is a transcript of the gene M28.8, whose product is annotated as Protein tweety homolog. The transcript has 17 exons. Bases 7 to 2502 code for a protein of 831 amino acids. Lineage: Eukaryota; Metazoa; Nematoda; Chromadorea; Rhabditida; Rhabditidae. The record is from RefSeq and is marked reviewed.
CUCGCAAUGAAUCUGUGCUCAGUAUUCGGGAUCUCUAUAUGCAUAUUAGCGUCCAGUUUCGCACAAACCCAAUCCCCACAAUGCAAUCAAACAACUCCACAAAUAAAAUCAAUGAAGCCUAACUUUGGUGCAUCCAAUGCAUUUUACGAUAUUGCUAAAGGAAUUUCAGAUGGAUUGCAGAACACUCCGAAUUCGAAAACGUAUGAUGACCUAAACGACUUAAUAUUUGGAAAUGGUGCAGUUUCCUACAAUCAAGUCAUCCAGGACAUGGUUAUCAAUCAAAUUGGAGCCAUUAUCUUCUGGAGUGUUGGCUUUGUUUUUGUGCUUGCUGCUCUUGUAUUCGGAGUUGCCACGUGUAUUUGGCAAAUUUGUUUCUCGUGUGUUCCAAAGGAGACUUCAACUCGCUCAGAAAUCACUGGUUAUGUCUAUGCGGGACUUUUGGUCACUGUAUUCGCGUUUACUCUAACUGGAUUAAUUAUUUUCAAUGUUGCCGAGACAGAUCUCACAGAUUCGAUCGAUAAUGGAAUGGUCUACAUAAAUCAAACAGCUUCAGAUCUCAACACUGUCAUCAAUGAUGGAACGGACCAGGUGACAUGUGAAGUGACUACAACUACAACUCAAACAUUUGGCAACGUGAAUCUUUUCAUUUCAAAUUACUCUGCAAUAGUUGUUGGUGGUACUGCAACCGAAGUUGGACUCACUGCAGUUAAUGCUUUCGAAUACCGUAACUUCCAAAUUCAAAACAACGCGACAAUUGAUGCAGCAAAUAUCUUAUUGACUUCGAUGGACAAUAUUAACACUAAUGGGGAUGCCUGUACCACUGAUAAAUCAGUUUUGCAACAGCAAAUAGAAAUCAUGAUCCCGACGUUGAAUGCGCUGUCAUCUGGAGCUCAAACUGUGCAUACAUCACCGGAAAUUAUUGCACUAAACGAUCAAAUUGACUUAUUGAAAAAAAACAUUCAAACUCAAGCCGACAGUGCAUCCGGUUCAAUCAACAGUACCCAAGGAACUAUCAACGAUGCAAUGACCUCUAUCAGAAAUAUGCUUGGAAAUGUGCAAAAUGAUCUGAAUAAUGUGAUGAAUUCAUUGGCAUCAGCGCAUCGGGAUGUUGUUACGUCAAGUGCAUAUUCUGGUCUGAAAAUCGGAAUCCGGCUUCUCAUCACCAUUCCUGCAUGCAUUGGAUGUCUGUUCUGUAUUCUUGCAUUUGUUGCUGUGGUAUUAUCUUUAUUGAAAAAAGAAAAUGUCGAAUUUCUUGCAACCGCCGUUCUUGUCGCUUUUUACCUGACCAUUCUCAUUUCAAUUGUUCUUAUUUUAUUCUCGAGUGCUGCAUUUGUACUGGGAUGGCUGACAUCUGCUGCAUGUGUUCCCAUUUUUGAAGAUAACAACUAUACACUUUUCCGGCUUAUGAAUCAAACAAUUGCUCCAGUUGGAACUGGGAGUCCUGAUACUGUUAAUAUCGGACAACUUUUGCAAUCUUGCAACAACCCAAGCAUGACAUUGUACACUGCAGUCGACGGGCAAACAAUUAUCUCUGCAGACUCUAUCAAUCAACAAAUCAAUUUGGCUUCUUAUCGGGAUGCAGCAAACAAUGAAAUUAUGAGUCAACCCAAUUCCACCUACACAAUUGACAACAGUUAUUUGACGGAUAGUAACAGUUUGAAUCAAAUUGUGAACGCUGCAAACGAGGCAAAUCUGUCGGUUUGUGGAAAUGACGAUGCAACUGCUAAAUAUAAGGAUUACAUUCAAAAGCUUGCAGUCUCGGAUGCCUUGUCUAAUCAGUUUAUAACAAACUUGCAAACCUUGGCCGCAAAUGCUCCAAAUACGACUUCAAUUGCGAAAAACCAAAAUAAUAAUUACUUCAAUCAGGGAGAUUUGUCGAUCAAUCAGUCUAUUUCAGACCUAAUUAUAAAUCUCCAAACAAAUGUGUUCAUGUGCCGUCCAUUUGUAGAUGUAUACAAUAAUGGAGGUUUCGUAAUGUGUGAACAAUUUGGAAAGCCUAUUCAAGGACUGUGGGCUGCUGUUGGAUUAACUGGACUCUUUCUGUUUUUCCAGUCAAUUCUUUUGCUUCUAGUCUAUCGCUGGUUGAGGACAAAUAGUGAUGAUUUGGCAAUGUAUAACUACAGAGAUAAGAAUGACUCAACGUCAAAAUACAGUGGCACCCGAAAACUCGGUGGCAAAAAGGACCAAGUUCGUCCAACUGAGGAAUUGUGGGCAACACCAAUAUUGAGCUCAACUUCAAAUACGGAAACACGACAGCUUCCAAGAGUUCGACCAUAUGAUAUGGAUAUUGUUCAGCCAUCAGAGUAUGACUAUUCCUACGGCACUGGAUCGCAAUCACAUUAUCCACGUGUUCAAGUUCUUCCAGAUGAAAGACAUCAGCCGAUGUCACCAAAUUACUAUGACACACAACAAUACGGAACAAGAACUCGAUUCAAUGAUAUCGACUUGUUUGAUCAUCAAAGUAAUAAUGGAAGUACGGCACGAGGCCUUCGCCGAUUAUAAUUAUUUAUUUCAAACAACUUCAAAAAUCCCGGAAUUUUUGAAGCUGUUUAUUAAUUACUAUUGUUCCUGUACAUUUUUUUGUUUUGAACCAUUGUGGCUUUACAUUUGUUCCUUCCUCCUUUUGCUCAAUAAAUUGGAUGAGAUCUC